CAGAUCAUGUCGACGAAGAACCACCUGGUAUUUGUUAAACGGCCCACAUUCCCCAUUCAUCUACGUACAGUUCGACCUGGCUAGUGGUACACUGUAUCAAUAAACGUAUUAUUACAGGGGAGGCAGACUACAAAGAUAUACAGAACAAACCAGAACUAUGUUCACCUUAAUAGAGGGUUUAAAGUUUGGAGCAACAUCAGCGAUGGGUUUGUUUGCUGGAGGAGCAUUAUAUAUCAAUACAGUGGAGCAUCACAGUCGGCGAACACUUCCAGUUAAGGCCCAGAGACAACAAUGGGCCAACAGCUUCAACAUGGGUAAAAAGUGUCUGCCGUCUAUCGGCCUGAUAGGUGCGGGUUGUGCGACUGCCCUGUUUUUCCAGGAAGAUUCGGAGUACAAAUACUACUGGCUGUCUGGGCCCGUUUUGUUCCUACUCGGAGGCGUCUACUCGGUGGUAGUGAUGUUACCGGAGAUAAAUAUCCUCCUGGACAAGGAAGUAGUCGAAAAGAAAGGUGAGAUGUGGGUCCGUGGUGCCAUAGACAGAUGGAACUAUCGCCAUAUGUUUAGGACCUUCAUAGAUAGCGCCGCCUUUUUCACGUUUCUAUACCUAGCAAUGAAAUCAUAAAUAUUAACGUUGGUUCUUGUGAUUACAAAACAACAUUGCAUCGAUGAUUGUCAAUCGUUUACACAUACAGAUUUUAUUAUCCUUUUUUUGUAAUAAAACAAAAUA
This is a messenger RNA of Pecten maximus, 727 nucleotides long. RefSeq lists its product as uncharacterized. Bases 158 to 622 code for a protein of 154 amino acids. The record is from RefSeq and is a predicted model, not a curated record. Lineage: Eukaryota; Metazoa; Mollusca; Bivalvia; Pectinida; Pectinidae. The transcript has 3 exons.